UGUAUGUAUGUAUGUAUGUUGUAUGUCAUGUAGUAUCGUACCUGAAGAAUAUUAAAGAUUGAGCAGAUACAUAAAGUAAACGACAUUUAAAUAUACGCGUGAAAAACAUUUGACAAAAAGAAUUUAAUUGGAACAAUCAUUAAAAAGUUAUUGAGAAAAGCCUAAGUGCGUUCUGAUGAUACAUAACGUAUAUAUCUAAUGCUAGUCAAUGCAUGAAGUAAGUUGCAAUAUCUUAUGUUAUUUGAUUUCUGGAUCUAUCGAAUACGUCUUUUUAAGGUUAAAUAACUUUUAUAUGGAUUCUAAAAUUUUAUUUUUUUUAUAGAAUUUAAAUAAGAAUUCUUAAUUUAAAAAUAUUAUUUUUUACUUGUGGUAGAAUACAAUGUUGAGAUAUCGAAUUUGUCGCAGAGAUGGAUAAAAAGUAUAGUGUAUUAAAAAUAAUUUUUAUUUAUAAAAUUUUAUCGAUAUUAUAUAGAUUUUAAUAGAAUUUAUAGAAUUAUGAAUGCUAAAAUCAUCAUUUAUAGAAAUGAUUUUAUUUGAUGAAGAUAUAUUUACAAUGAUUUACAAAUAUUACUUUUACGCACAUUGAAAAUGAUAACUUUAUGUAUAGUAUGUUUAGCAUAACACGGUUGUAUUCUCAUUGGUUAUUCAUGAGCGGUAUAAUCCAAUCAGAAUAGACUUUUAACCGAUAGUUUAGCUCAUUCAAUUUUACCUUGUUAUAUCGUUUCGUUUUAUAGAAUAUAUUUAUGAUUGAAUGUAUUCUGUAUUUUAUUGACACAACAUAACCGAAUUAACAAUCUGUUUUAAUGUAAAUUAUUUUUCAAAUAUACAAUGUCUAUUGAAAUAGAAUCUGCUGAUGUGAUUCGUUUGAUACAACAAUAUUUGAAAGAAUCUAAUCUUGUAAAAACAUUACAAACUUUACAGGAGGAAACAGGAGUAUCACUUAAUACAGUGGAUAGUGUAGAUGGAUUUGUGGCUGAUAUAAAUAAUGGUCACUGGGACACAGUGCUUAAAGCUAUACAAUCUUUGAAGUUACCUGAUAAAAAACUGAUAGAUUUAUAUGAGCAGGUUGUUUUAGAAUUAAUUGAAUUGAGAGAAUUGGGAGCAGCACGUUCUUUGUUAAGGCAAACAGAUCCUAUGAUUAUGAUGAAACAGCAAGAACCUGAAAGAUACAUACAUCUGGAGAAUCUGCUUGCUCGUUCAUAUUUUGAUCCACGUGAAGCUUAUCCAGAUGGAAGUACAAAAGAGAAAAGAAGAGCUUAUAUAGCAACUGCACUUGCAGGAGAAGUUUCUGUAGUACCUUCUAGCAGAUUGCUUGCUCUUUUGGGUCAAGCAUUAAAAUGGCAACAACAUCAAGGUUUAUUGCCACCAGGAACAACGAUAGAUUUAUUUAGAGGAAAAGCAGCAGUGAGAGAUCAAGAGGAUGAAAAAUACCCUACACAGUUAUCGAAGCAAAUCAAAUUUGGACAAAAAUCACAUGUAGAAUGUGCUCGUUUUUCACCAGAUGGUCAAUAUUUGGUCACUGGAUCUGUAGAUGGUUUUAUCGAAGUUUGGAAUUUCACAACAGGGAAAAUAAGAAAAGAUUUGAAAUAUCAAGCUCAAGAUAAUUUUAUGAUGAUGGAACAAGCUGUUUUAUCAAUGUCUUUUAGUCGUGAUAGUGAAAUGUUAGCAGGAGGUGGGCAAGAUGGAAAAAUGAAAGUAUGGAGAGUACAAAGUGGUCAAUGUCUAAGGAGAUUUGAAAAAGCACAUUCAAAAGGCGUUACUUGUUUACAAUUUAGUAGAGAUAAUAGUCAAAUUUUGUCAGCUUCAUUUGACACCACUAUAAGAAUACACGGAUUGAAGUCUGGUAAAACUCUUAAGGAAUUUCGAGGGCACACUUCAUUUGUCAAUGAGGUUGUAUUUGCACCUGACGGUCAUAAUAUUAUUAGUGCUUCCUCAGAUGGUACUGUAAAGGUUUGGAGUUUAAAAACAACAGAGUGCAUAGGAACUUAUAAAUCUUUGGGUGCUGCCGAUUUAACAGUAAACAGUGUACAUCCUCUUCCACGAAAUCCAGAACAUUUUGUUGUUUGUAAUCGAUCAAAUACUGUAGUUAUUAUGAAUAUGCAAGGACAGAUAGUAAGGUCAUUUUCGAGUGGUAAACGAGAAGGUGGAGACUUUGUAUGUACGGUUGUAAGUCCACGCGGUGAAUUCAUUUAUUGUGUUGGCGAAGAUCUCGUACUUUAUUGUUUUUCCACAUCAUCUGGCAAAUUAGAGAGAACUCUUAAUGUACAUGAUAAGGACGUAAUCGGUUUAGCGCAUCAUCCUCAUCAGAAUUUGUUAUGUUCAUACAGUGAAGAUGGAUUAUUAAAGUUAUGGAAGCCAUGAACA
Vespa velutina is the source of this 2364-nucleotide messenger RNA. It is a transcript of the gene Smu1, whose product is annotated as WD40 repeat-containing protein SMU1. The transcript is spliced from 8 exons. Gene Ontology annotation, molecular function: protein binding. The record is from RefSeq and is a predicted model, not a curated record. Bases 829 to 2361 code for a protein of 510 amino acids. Gene Ontology annotation, biological process: mRNA splicing, via spliceosome. Gene Ontology annotation, cellular component: precatalytic spliceosome. NCBI's taxonomy places the organism in Eukaryota, Metazoa, Arthropoda, Insecta, Hymenoptera, Vespidae.